Molecule: messenger RNA, 8418 nt
Organism: Plodia interpunctella (Indianmeal moth)
Lineage: Eukaryota; Metazoa; Arthropoda; Insecta; Lepidoptera; Pyralidae
Exons: 11
Coding region: 107-2575 (822 amino acids)
Source: RefSeq, a predicted model, not a curated record
GCCACCGGCUUCAGUCCAACGUCGUCCGUCGCGAGAGUCGCGCGCCAUGACAGCGCAUUAUACUAAUACAUCGUCGCGAGUGUCCUGACGGAACUGUGUUACUGACAUGGAUGUGAUAUAUUUGUGGUUUUCAUUUCUCUUGUUGCAAGGUUACGCAACAGCGACAUGCCGAUUCCCGGGUGCGCCGGCGCAUUCGCUGGUGUCGUUCUCGGACGAAGCGCUGUCGGAAGGCACAGUUGCCAGCUACUCCUGCGAGCGGGGCUUCGAGCUGCUGGGGCCGGCGCGGCGGGCGUGCGGCGCGGGGGGCCGGUGGACGCCAGAUGGGGUCCCCUUCUGUGUGCUGAACGUGGCGGCAGGCAAGGCUCCGAUGCAAGUGUCGACCGAGGAGGGCGGAGUCCCGCAGCGGGCUUUGGACGGCAGCACGGCCUCCAGCUUCAGCGAGACGUGCACGCUGACGCGGCCGGAGCGAGUGCCCUGGUGGUACGUCAACCUACUGGAGCCCUACAUGGUCCAGCUCGUCAGACUCGACUUCGGGAAGCCUUGCUGUGGCGCCAACAAGCCAGCAGUGAUCGUAGUGCGAGUGGGCAACAACCGGCCGGACCUGGGCACGAAUCCGAUCUGCAACCGGUUCACGGGCUUCCUGGAGGAAGGACAACCUCUGUUCCUACCUUGCAACCCGCCCAUGCCUGGAGCUUUCGUCAGCGUCCACCUUGAAGCUUCCACUCCGAGCCAACUGUCCAUAUGCGAAGCAUUCGUGUACACAGACCAGGCAUUGCCGAUAGAAAGAUGCCCUCAGUUCAGGGACCAGCCCCCUGGGAGCACAGCUACGUACAAUGGAAAAUGCUAUAUAUUCUAUGACAGACAGCCGGCCGACUUUAGAGACGCCCUCGGAUUCUGCCGGUCCAGGGGAGGAAGUUUGGUGGAUGAAAGCAAUCCAGCGCUCCAGGGUUUCAUCAGCUGGGAAUUGUGGAGACGGCAUCGAAGCGACAGCAGCAGUCAGUACUGGAUGGGGGCCGUGCGCGACCCCCAGGACCCGGGCAACUGGAAGUGGGUGAACGGGAACGACGUUACGGUGUCCUUCUGGAACGCCCCGGGCGGGAAGGAGGACUGCGCUCGGUUUGACGGCAGCAAGGGCUGGCUGUGGGCGGACACCGACUGCCAGACGAGGCUGAACUACAUUUGCCAGCAUCAGCCGAAAGCAUGUGGUAGGCCGGAACAACCCCCGAACUCCACGAUGACGACGGAGAGCUUCGAGGUGGGGGCGUCUGUGGAGUACUCCUGUGACGAGGGGCACCUGCUGGUCGGCCCCACGGUCCGCACCUGCCUCGACACAGGAUUCUAUGACGAAUUCCCGCCUGUUUGCAAACGAAUCGAAUGCGGCUUCCCAGCGGAGAUAGCUCACGGGUCGUACGCGCUGCUGAACGGGUCAGUGUCGUACCUGUCGCACGUGCAGUACUCGUGCGAGCCGGGCUACGAGAUGGUGGGCCGCGCGCGGCUGGUCUGCGACAUCGACGAGAGGUGGAACGGCCCACCACCUAGAUGUGACGUGGUACAAUGCGAGGAGCCACCUCAAAUUGCGAACGGGCGCGUUUCGAUUCCUCAGAACUCAUCCGUUUUCGGCGCAGUGGCCGAGUACGCAUGCGCGAGAGGCUUCAAACUGCAGGGCGCUAAAAGGACCACCUGCCUUGCCGCCGGAGUGUGGGACAAACCCGCACCUCACUGUAUAAUGGAGGAACGCAGCACGACGACAUCCACCACCACAACCACGACAACAGCGGCUCCGACCACUACGCCCCCCGCCUCAUCCACCACCCCCCGGCUGGUCCUACCCACCAGACGUCCAUCCCCGCGGCCCUCAUCACCUACACCCUUUGUGCCCGCCGAAAAUAAACGACCGCGCCCGAAGACGACUACAGAAGGAAGUACCACGAGGGCUUACGAGCGCCCACCCGAGAGGAAAGUGACGGUGGGCGAUGCGCAAGAGUCGCCGACGAGUCACGUCCCGCACAUCAUUGUCGCUAGCCAUCCUAGGGAAAACCAGAUUCUCGGCAGCGGCAACAACAUCAGAGCGGAGCAGACGCCGCGCGUCAACGUUCCUUUGUCUGUGGACGGCGAGAGACGGGAGACUGUUGGCGCGAGACUUAACCUCGGCGCCGUGGUGGCGCUGGGUGCGUUUGGCGCGCUCGUCUUCUUGGUGGCCAUUAUCACCACCAUUGUUAUACUCGUUAGAAGAAAACACCACGACGGCAAGCGAUAUCGUCACCACGUGUCGCCCGACUGCAACACCGUGGCGUCCCUCGACUCCUCGUCAUCAGAGUCGCGCAGCGGUCUGAACAGGUACUACAGGCAGGCUUGGGAGGAGCUACACGAAGCGGCGGGCGGCAAACACAGCCAUAGGAGACAAGACAGAGAGGCGCCAAAGGAUGGCUCGGAGCUGGUGGUGUCGGACGUGUACCCAGCGCCCCACGCGCGCGACAAGCGCCGCCACCACCAUCACCACCACCACCGCGACCCGAGACACCCCGACUGGCACUCGCCACAUCGUCCCCACCAUAAUCAUAAACCUAGGUAUUAGUUUAGUCGUGAGUAGCUUUAUUAUAUAGUUACUUGCAAUAGUAACUCUCGAAUCAGAUGGCACAGGGUCUUGAUGUAUUUCAAUUUUUGAAACGUAUCUACUUUUGCAGGUUAAUUUCGUAGGGGUGCAUAAAAAAAAUGCAUCAUUAUUUUUUAUCCCUACUCCCGUCCUUGCGUCACAGCUCAUAUUCGGCUCUCUCUUGACGUCACGUAUUUUGCCAUUCCUAAUGAUUCCGUAGUAGUGGUUCAAAGUACGCGUUUCUAAAACUUAAGACAUGUUUUCAGAUAUGACAUGAAAUUUGAAAUGACGUCGCGUGAUUCAGGAUCCCUUGUCGCACAUUACAUUAUCGUCGAUCCCCUCAAUAUCCUCCCUAUGUACGUGACGUAAUUUGUGGAUGGACCCCUGUUGAUGUUAUGGUCCUACAGAUUGUGACACAGAAAGUAACUUUUGUUUUAAUUAUUGUACCUUUUAUAUUUUGAUAGAAAACUUUAAUGACGGAUUUAAAUAAAUACGAAAACAUAUGUAACUACAGUGUUGAAGUAAAUAUUUAUCAUAGGUGUCCCAAUGAUAUUAAACCAAAUAACUGAGCAGGUUACAUUUUUCUUUGUUGAUUUUCUUUUUUUUUGUAAUUUUCAACCUACUUGUUAUACCACAGAAUAUUUAUACAUAUGAAAAUUAUCCAAUGUAGAAUAAUCAUAUUUUAAAUGAAUAAGUAUUAAGCAUGUGUACUAUAACAGUAGUUUCUUACCCUUUUAUACCUAAUUUAUUUACACUUGCUUAGCUAUGAUUACCUUGAUCUUUUCUUAAUCAGGUUUUCUUGCAACACCCAGGUAUAUUUAAAAAAAAAACAUUAUGUAGCAUUUAAGAAAACAUGGAGUUUAUUGUACAUACUUAAUUAUAAUUUUUAAGAUUAGAUUGAAGAUAAUCAUUGUUCUCGCGCUAACUUUCCCGUCUGGAAGGCGGUAGUGCCGGCCAGGAGUUCGUUUCUCACUCACAUCGAGUCUCUCCAUUUUUUGAGAUUGAGUUUGAGUUUUCCACAAAACGACAGACGCAAUCUGUCCAAUCACAGUGCGCCUUUGUGACCCGAAGACAACGAUCGCAAUGUGAUUGGUUGGUUGCGCCUCACUGCGAUGAUUCAAUGUGAAAAAUGAAUUGCAAACCUGAAAUACGGCCUAAAUAAUAAACUUAAACGUAAGAUUAGGAACUGUGAAAUAUACUAUACACGUUAGACAGGGUAAUUUAAGGUGAAUGCUCAUAAAAGUUCGCGCAAAUCGAUUACAACUCAAGAAAUAGGUAAAAUUGGGUAACAACUUGCUUUAUUGAACUCUGUAGGUACUUAUAGGCAUUCUAUAUUGAUGACAAGAACGGUAUGAAAUCGAUAAAUGAAACUAAACUAAGUAAAAUGAUAUGGGGAAAAUAUUGAUUAAUUUGCGGUUUAUUAAAUUAUUAUUUGAAAUGAUGAAUUAUUUGCCCUGAUAUUAUUUUAACGUAAGUUUUUGUCUUUGUUACGUUAUGAAUUAAAAAAAAACUACUUAUCAAUUUAUCAACAUAUAUAUUUAUCAUACAUAUGUAUUUGGCGGUACCAAAGUAGAAACUUACGUACAUUUUAAAAAAUAAUUUAAGUUACAAUAUAAUUGAGUCUUAAAAGAAAAUACGAAGAGCAUAAAUAAUCAAAGAUAUUAGUUUAUUUUUUAACCCACUAUGAUACUAAUGUUGCGUCAGAACGCAACAUUAGUAGUGGGUAUACAGAGCCAGUCUAUAUAAAAUUUCGUGUUUUAAAAUCAUAGCAGCAUUAAUAACUAUACAAAGCAUUGGCUUUGUAUAGGUAUUAAUGCUCCUAUGAUUUGUGUGAAAAAAACUCUGUAACACUAAUAUUGAUAAAAGGGAAUAUGUGCAUAAGUAAGUACGUCUAAAUUAUUUCAAUAGUAUCUACCUAUUUAUGAAGUAGACGACCUCGGUGACGCAGUGGUAAAGUGCUUGCCUCUGAACCGAGAGGUCCCGGGUUCGAUCCCAGGUCGGGUCAUAAUGGAAAAUAAUCUUUUUCUAAUUGGCCCGGGUCUUGGAUGUUUAUCUAUAUAUGUAUUUGUUAUAAAAUAUAGUAGCGUUGAGUUAGCAUCCCAUAACAAAAGUCUCGAACUUACUGUGUAAUUUGUCCUAAUAGGUUAUCAAUUAAUAAAAUAAUUAAUUGAUAAAAUUAAAUUAAAAUUUCAUUACUAAACUUACCGAAAAUAUUUAAUAUAUUACAAUGAAUAAAUACAUAAUUGAAUAAUCGAUGUGUAUACCAUACUUGUUCCGAGUUAGACAAAAUGAUACCAAUAGACGUCGUCAUUACAACCGCCAUAUUGUAAUGAAAAAAUAAUAAUUGCAUAAAAACGCUAUGUAUGUGUAAAGUAUAUUUUGAUAGUUUCAUGGAUAUUCUCCAAAUUCAUGUAAGUACUUAGGAAAUUUAAAGAAUAAAUCAACUUUGAUACUUUGGACAGAGGUAAAGUAGUUAUGAGCUACGCAUUACUAACUCAGCAUAGGGAUAAAGGGGCUAGGGUGAAUUUCACGAGCGUUUGAACGGGAUUUGAACGGGAAAUGGGGUUUCAUUAGAGUCCGACAUUUUUUUGAUUAAAGAAUCUUUUUAAAAAAAAAUUAAACAUUUAUAAAACAUUGUUUAACUUAUUUAUAAAAUGAGAUAAUUAAAUUGAUUACUGUGUAUAGUACAAUUUAAUAAACACUAAAGAGAGGCCGCGGCGGAGUUCGAAACACACGAGUGUGUUGAAAAUCACCCCUACUACGAAACAAAACACGUAGCACGUAAUUGCGUACACAAUAUGGGAAAAGAGACAGCUUGUGGACGUUAAAAACGUGCUAGGUACGUGUUAGUAUGUUUCAUGAAUGAAUAUAAAUUAUAUUUGUGCCAAAUUUCAUCAGGAUCCGUAGAUUUUGCUACAUAAAUCUCUCAUAUUAUGUUUUUCUUGACUCCGUCCAGACCUACUGUAGUAUUUAUAAAUUAUCCUCGUAGCUCCUAACUAUUUCCUACCAAGUUAUAAACAAGUUUUUAAACAGGCUUCGCUCAAUAUUUUGAAUGUGUCUAUGCAUAUCUACACAUUAUGGUACAAAAUAAAUUUAAAACAGCGCAGUUAUUGUAUCGGUACGUUGAAUUUAAUCGUAAAUAUGUGCCAUUAGACAGGCAGAGAUAGAUACUUAACACUUUAGCGCACAGUUUACUUAAAAACAUAUUAUUGUUACUGCUAUAGCAGCCUAUGUAAUGUCCACCUAAGAGAGUGAAGGGCGUUAUCACAUUGACAGAAUUGCGCGUAAUGUAAAAGCGGAACCAAUUUUAGCCGCUUAAGAUUUAUCCAUUUAUCCUACCUGAGAUAAAUCCAUCAUUAUACCUCUUUCUUGUAUAGCUUUAGUUAAUGUAACUACUUAUUUUUCAUGUAAUAAAGUUAUCCCAAACAAACAAGCGGAGACGAGACGACAGAAAGAACUUCUUCGAAAAGAAAAGAAAGAAUUCACGUAUUUGCCGCGUUGGAAUCAGCUCUGAUGUCCCCUACAUCAGAGCCCGUAGUACUAGUGCCCGUGUAUACACAGACAUUCGCAGAACUUCGUUUUGCACACAUUAUGAAAUCGGGUUAGUCGACAACGGUAUUGUUUUGUGGUCCGUUAUAAAAGUUUAGCUCUGGCAGACAGCAUGCUAAAUGGCACUAAUAAGGGUAAUAUACUUAGUACCGUUAGUACCAGUGGACAGGACUAACUGACAUCUCUGGUCGACACUUCACGCCUCCUCUCCGCUAUGCAUUAGUGAAAAAGUGCCCAAUAUCUGGUUGCCAUGUCAUUUUAUGAACGCGGUUUAUGAAUACAACUUCACGCACGUAAAGUUGUGCCAACACCGACCUAACGAACGCAGGCGUUUCUAUCACUUUUCAAUUUAUUUAAUGCAAUAGAGGCUAGCUUUUGCUUGUACAGUCAACAGCACAUCAACCUAACCAAAUUCAUUGCAAACUCACCGCUAUUUCCGCGCCAUAGAUGUUCAUGCAGGGUAACUUGAUGUGCCGUUGACUGUACAUUAUCGGUGUGAUUGCGCUCUAAAACUUAAAAAAUCACAGUUGUAUGUUAUAAACUAAUUAUUGUUACAAUGGGGCUGAAGUCUACUUUCAUGUAAUUAUUGUAUUAUAUACUAUAUUCCAUAAUCCUUAGGUCAUAAUACUUACAUAAUACAUUCCAAAUAUUUUCAAGAAGCGUUUUAUGGCUUCUGUAAAAGUGUUACACAAUAAUCAUCUUCGGAAUUCAAGUAUACAUCUCAUCGCUCAAUCUCUAAUUGUCAACUGACAUAUUUUGGCCCCAAUUCGAUUAAUUGAAGCUGGUACCUAUUUAAUAAGUUUUCUAACCCAUUCUUUCAAUUAUACCAUUCUUCUUCAUCAUUAAUUUUUUAAAUUAAUUUGUGAGGGCCAAUAGGUACAACGUCACCAAAACAGAACUAUUUGUGGCGUAACGGGUCCAUCAAGUGUUCAAGAUAACAUUGCCAGCUUUAGCAAACCAGUAUUAACUAUAGUGAAUGUAUCACUCGCGUAACUUUGUAAACGAUCAAUUUUAGUUAAAAAGUUAGGAACUGGUUUAGAUUUCCAGUGAGAAAAUAUAUAUAUGUAAAGUACUCUUAUACAAAUAUGUAGUAUUGAUUUUUAUACUAUCUAUCUACCUAGAUUAUUCCAGUGUCCAUAAUCCAUCGUACUAAAUAUUUUUGAGCAGUUUUUAAAGGUGUUUUUAAUAAGUUUAUUAACGUAAUUUUAAUCGUAAGAUCUUAUGAAAAGCGCAGGGUGGUUUGAUGUUUCUGUAGACUGUACCUACUUGGAGAAACAAGAGAAUUUCCAGACUGGACUGAAUGAUCCAAAGAAAUGACCAUGCGAUUUGUGUGGAAUAGUAUCUAGGGGAAGUAAGAUGAAAAAGGGGUUUGGGUAAGUUGGUAAUUGAAUUUUUGGGGCAACUCACAAAACUAUGUUUUUUGGAAAUAACAUAUCAAGAGAAAGAAUAAUUUUAUACUUAGAGAACGCAUCGUAAACUGUAUCGGCUUUUAAGAUUUUAAUUCAAUGCCUUAAUGUCAAUUUUACAAUGUAUGGGUAGACAUCGUUUCGUUCAUCUUCGGUUACUAUUACUAGAGCGCGAGAUUUUUUUUAAAUUAAUGUGAUUACGUUUUGCAAAUUCUAAUUGAGUACUAGUUAAAUGAAAAUGAUGUCGAAACUAUUAUAUAACGCAGCGGUACAGUAUAAUGAACAUUGCCAUUGACUUUAAAAGACCUAAAAUUCCUAACACUGUAGCGCCGACAUAGUUUAGCUUUAUGUACUCCAUAAUAAAUUUUGUUAAACUUUAUUAUUUUCUUUCUAAAAAACAUAAUAUGACGAGUGGCGCGAAAAUUCGAAAUUACGUCACUGGUCCCAUAGGUACGAAAUUGCCCAAACCGUUUUAUUAAUCUGUGCUCUGCAGUAUUUAAGUAUGACUAAGAUUGUUAUUUUGCGUAUAAAGUUUAAUUUAUCAAUCAAAUCAUUUAUUUAUAGUACAUAGGUGGUGACAAUAGAUAGGUACCUACUUAAACAAGUUUUACUAGUGAAUUAUGUCUGUUAUGCCAAUACAAACAACAUCGACUUACAAGAGUAUCAUUACAUGUAUUAAGGAGCUAUUUAUUAUUAUUAUAUAAAUCCUUAAAUCUCAUUAUAUUGUGUGUUAUUUAUCAUUUGUUCUACAUCGCAGUAUGAGGCUAAAGUGAACAUGUAUAAAUAAUAAUUAUUUUAUGGUAUGUGAACCGUGUCAAAUUGUAAUGCAUCAAUCUAUACUUAUUAGAAUUAAAUAUGUGAUAAUCUAUA